This is a messenger RNA of Apus apus (common swift), 671 nucleotides long. RefSeq names its product acyl-CoA (8-3)-desaturase-like. Gene Ontology annotation, biological process: lipid metabolic process. The record is from RefSeq and is a predicted model, not a curated record. Gene Ontology annotation, molecular function: oxidoreductase activity, acting on paired donors, with oxidation of a pair of donors resulting in the reduction of molecular oxygen to two molecules of water. The coding region runs from base 1 to 612 and encodes 203 amino acids. Gene Ontology annotation, cellular component: membrane. The transcript is spliced from 6 exons. NCBI's taxonomy places the organism in Eukaryota, Metazoa, Chordata, Aves, Apodiformes, Apodidae.
AUGCUGGUGCAAGACUUCCGUGAGCUGCGCGCUGCUGUCGAGAACAUGGGACUUCUGAAGCCAAACCAGCUCUUCUUCUUCCUGCACCUGGCUCACAUCCUCCUGUUGGAUGCUGCUGCUUGGCUCAUUCUCUUCUACUUUGGGACAUCCAUCAUGCCCUUUAUUGUCUCUCUGGUGGUGCUGACCAUUUCCCAGCUUGGGAUCAAAAAGACAAAAUACAUGCCAUACAACCACCAGCACAAAUACUUCUUCAUCACUCUUCCUCCGCUCCUGUUUCCCACCUACUUCAACUACCACACGUUUUACAUUGCCUACACCAAAAGGUAUUGGGUGGACUUGGCCUGGAUGCUGACCUUCUAUAUCAGAUUCUGUUUGAUGUAUGGAUCAUUAUUAGAAAUAAAGAGUCUCCUGGCAUAUUAUUUUAUAUUCAGGAUGCUGGGGAGCAGCUGGUUUGUCUGGGUUUCCCAGAUGAACCAUAUCCCCAUGGAUAUUUACUAUGACAAGAAUUUGGACUGGGUGUCUACUCAGCUCCAGGCAACAUGCAACGUUGAGCAGUCUCUGUUCAAUGACUGGUUCACGGGGCACCUGAACUUCCAGAUUGAACAUCAGUGAGUAUGCACCCUGAGAGAGAAUUUGCUUCCUUUUUAAAAGAUUGUUUCCUUUUUUUUUUU